Macrobrachium nipponense is the source of this 3811-nucleotide messenger RNA. RefSeq names its product acyl-coenzyme A diphosphatase FITM2-like (gene Fitm). Gene Ontology annotation, cellular component: endoplasmic reticulum membrane. NCBI's taxonomy places the organism in Eukaryota, Metazoa, Arthropoda, Malacostraca, Decapoda, Palaemonidae. Gene Ontology annotation, biological process: phospholipid biosynthetic process; lipid storage; lipid droplet organization. The transcript is spliced from 6 exons. The coding region runs from base 414 to 1808 and encodes 464 amino acids. The record is from RefSeq and is a predicted model, not a curated record. Gene Ontology annotation, molecular function: coenzyme A diphosphatase activity.
ACUACAGGUCCCAGGAAGUAAACAAAACAUUUCGUCGGUCGUCUGCUAACAGAGGGCAAGGAAAUCAAAUCCCGAGACGGGCCACUCUCUAACAAUCGUUUUACCGCUGUAUGUGAGUGACAUGUUGGCGUCUGCAUAAAACAUUUAAGGGAAGGUCAUAAGUUUGUUAGAUGUGACAACGACUUUUGUGAGCUCCUUUGAAUAACGGCGUACCGAUUUCCCGAAAGCGGAGGAAUGGGAAGCAAAUGACCGAGCGGCCAUGACUGGUCCAGAAAUAGAUUUGGCCCCAGAGCCAGGUGAUACCUGUGUUGGAUUAGACGACGUCCCCACGUUUGUCAAUGGCGACGUGGCCGUACCGUGAUCCCGGCUUGGGUUUUUGAACCAAGGAAAGUGAGAGAUAGUCUCCCGUCGCGAUGCCUUCUGCAGGAGGUGCUCAACCGAAGAAGGGCCGGGGUUCGUCCGUCACGGGCCAAUCCUUCAAGUCCUGUCGACCCCCUAUUGAGAAAGGUCGUUGGGCUGCUAAAGGAACCAAACCUUUGCCUGAACAAGCGUCUGUGCAACACGUCCUGAGUCUUAUCCUUGUCCACGGUUGCCGCAAAGUCUUGUUUGUGCAGACGGAAGUUAAAAUAACUCUGUAUUCCAUUGGCUUGUUCUUUGGGUCUCUCAUAUGUGAUUUCUUGCCGCUGCCAAAGGUUUAUAUGGGCAUGAAGGAUAAUGUUUUCAAUGUGUAUUUCGUCAAAGUGGCGUGGGCAUGGAUGAUCCUGGUUGUUGGAGCUUUUAUAUUACUAACAAGUGCAACAAUAGGCUGCGGUCGACGGGAAGUGAUCAAGAGGCACAUGUCCAGACUGCUGAUUGGGACGUGCUUCUGGUAUUUUUGGAGCCAGUGGUUCUUUAGUAUUGUAGAAAACCGAACAGGCUCUUGCCUAGGUAAAGCGAUAAUUAAAGACAAAUACGAAUGCAACGAAAUGGGACAUCAUUGGCACUCGUUUGAUAUUUCAGGCCAUGCAUUCCUGUUGGUUUACAUCAACUUAGUGAUUGUUGAAGAAGCCAAAUUCAUUGUGGGCUGGGAAGGUAUUCGGGAGCAAAUUCGCCUAGAAGACCACAAACGAGCAGAACAAGACAUAGGGGAUAAACAAACUAUUUUAGAGAAUCUCCCAGAGAAGGAGUACUUCAUAAUGAAGAUGAAUUACGAUCAGUUUACUCCAUAUAUCAGAGGGCUGUUCUUCAUCAUGACUCUCAUGAGUGUAUUAAGCGAUGUGAUGCUAACAUGUACAAUUAUAUUUUUCCAUACAAUGCCACAAAAGAUUGCAGGUGGUGCUAUUGCCAUGGCCACAUGGUUUAUUACAUAUAGCAUGCUAUGCAUCUUAGUUGUGUUUAUGAAACCAACUGAAUCUAGCAAACCUCACUGCUAUUUCCACCUUACUAUCUUUUCUUAUAUGGAUUUCACUGUUCUGCCUUCACAAGUGUUGAUUGACAAUAAAUGCAGAGUGUGGUUUAAAUCUGAUGCAUCACCUGGUUUGCCUGGCUGUGGGUUAUUCCAAUACCAGAAUUUGAAAGAGAAAACAAAGGAAGUUCCAAUUAAAAGAAGGGGUUCUCUAUGUAAAGAACACAAAGAUAGUAUGCCAACAUUUAUGGGAAUGCCACUGUAUGGAUUGAAAAAGGAUAAAGAUGAUAAGAGGAAAGAAGGUGACAAGGAAGAUGAUAGGUCAAGUCUUGAAGAUUUUGGAGAACCUUCAGAUUCUCGUUUCCAGCCAAGAAAUGGACCUUUUGGUGAUUAUGUGCCAAAAAGUAGAUCAUGGAAAAGGUAAAAUUUUGUAUACUUGAUAUUUUUGUUCUAGUUAUCUAUGGAGUUUAGGGUACUUUUGAAAUAUAUUUCCUUUGCUGUGUGAAGAUGCUGUUAUUUUAAUGAAAAAACCCAUGGUAUUGCAUGCAAGCAAAAAAGAAAAAAGAAAUAGUGUUCUUGACAAAUACCUGAAGACUUUCAUAUUAGUUUUCUGAAGUUAAUUAAAGCAUCAGAUCAGUAUAUUGCAGAUAAGCAUUUCUUGCAGAAUAUUAAAGAAAAUACACAGAAUUAAGUAAAGAGGUAACAUAUCUUCAAAUUGCAUAAAACUUCUAACAUAUUGUCUUAACAGUCACUAUAUUACUAUCAUUCCUUGUUACAUUUAUGUUUUAUUUGUAUGCUUGCAUUGAAGAAUUGUAAUAUAUGUCAUCAGUCUUUCAGUACAUCUAGACAUUUAAGAACUUUUUCCUGUAUAUCUUUGAAAACAAACUUCUUCACAGAAUGUGCAAACUGUGAAUCUCAUAAAUUCUGUCGAAACCCAUUGACAUUCAGUACCACAAACUUAAGUCAUUUAUGUACCUGAAAAUAUUACUGAGUAUUAUUUGGUGCUACAGGUUGUAAUUCAAACAACAACUGUUUAUCUUAGAUUAUCACUUUAAGUUAUUGUUAUUGUUUAACUUGACAAAAGUCAAAUACUAUACUACAAAGUAGUAGUGAUAUCAGAAUGUAAAAUGAAGAAAUGUCCUACUUGUAUGUUCAGGCAUUAGGGAAAGCAAGGUCAUUUAGUGCUUUAGUGAUCAAGUGCUAAUUAUAAAGUUACAAUUAUGUACUGUUUGUUAUUCAGAGGAAUUGUGUACCUCAUUUUGAUCACAUUUUUACUUGUAAAUGUACUUUCCCAAAGUGAUAUUAAUGGUUACAAGUAAGUGUCACAUGCCUCUUUACACUUUGUCAUACUAACCUAAAUGCACAUGGAUCACUGAUUUUAUGGAUACUGAAAAGUAAGAUUUAUCUAUCAAUAAUUACUUGUGAUGCUUGAAUAUAUGUAAAUGGAUUUUUGCACAUGAUUUUCACUAUUUAUUAAUUCUUUCCAUUUCUGGAUGUUCACUUUAGCUUACAACCGUCCACAAAUAGAAAGUGUAUAUAUGUCUUUUAGCACAUCAGAUACUUGUACUAUGGUCACAAGGUACAGUAUUAUUAAUCUCCCUUACAAGCUGCAAAAAAAUUCUGUUCUACUUUAUUGCUCUAUUUCUUUGCUGUAUAAUAUUCUGCUGUGACGUUGGAAAUGAAGUACGUAUGCUGUUUAGUCUUUCACAUUUGCUUUUAAAGCAAAAAAUUAAUGAAACUAGAAAAUAUAUUCUUAUGAUGUUUAGAAUGGAUGUUAUUCACAAAUUCAGUUUAAAAACAUUAUUCUUGUGGUGUUAAUUUAAAUGUUAUCUAAAAAAAAUUCCAAUGGAAAAGAUAAUGAAGUUCAAAUAGGACCAUUAGCACAAACCUAAUUUGUCAGUGGAGGACUGAAUGCAGCCAGGAUAAUGAGCUUGAGAACAAGUAUUAAUAUUUGAUUCAUAAAGAAAAAAUGUAAUUGAUAACAUUCCUUCAUGCAGUUGAGUGACUUGUGUACUACUUACACUUAUGCAAUAUAUCAGUUUCAAGUAAUAUUGAAAUACUGGAUACACACUACAUUUUUUGGGAAUGUUUUAAUUUUGUGUUCAUGCAAAUUUAUUCCCUCCCUUGUAAUAUUGCAUGUCAAUAUACUCAUAUUGCUAUCUGGUGGUAUUGCAAUAUUUUUUUUAAUGCCAACAAACAGGUAUACUUUUACAUGUUACUGGACUAUGGUAUUUACUAUAUAUAAUUAUUAUUGUAUGUUACAGGAAGAGCAUAUGAACUGUAUAUUGUAUUUUAAAUGUAAACAGAAAAUCAGGAACUGCAUCACCCCAAACUGCUUUUAUAAUUUCAAAAAUUAUUAACAACUAAUUGAUGUAAAAUGUAAUUUUGUAGACCUACCAAUUCAGUAUUAAACCUAUUGACUUCCAA